AUGUCACCUUUCACAACUUUGCUUGGUGUUGUCGGUCUAGGCGCUUUGGCACUUUGGCAGGAGUUCCAGAACGCACCCACGGCCCUUCAGAAGGGGGCUCUCGAUCUACUUUUCAGCCCUAUCAAAGGUGCCGGGUUCAGCAUCAUCCGCAAUCGCCUUGGUUCCGGCGGCAAAGGAGACAGCAUUCUUCCCACGAGCCCUGGAUCGCCUGCAGGUAAGCCGACUUAUACCUGGGGCAACGACGAUAGCGGUCAGGUAUGGUUCACAAAGCAGGCCGUCAGCUAUGGGGUGAAUAAAAUCUACACUGACGCUUGGAGUGCUCCUGGAUUCAUGAAGACGAGUGACACUUAUGCGGCACAACCGGCCAUGCCUGCUCCUCUGGCGAUUGGCGAUAAGCCUAUGCCGACUUCCUCGUGCAGCUUCCUUAACGAGCCCGACUUCUCCCCUGAAUACUCUCAGAUGCAAAUAAGCUUCAAUGCCCAGGAGGCCAUCUUUUUCAUCCCCACUCUGUCCAAAGCCGUUCAAUCUGCCGGUCUCAAGACCGCAGUCACCUGCUGUGAUGCUGUUGGCUGGGCUUCAACCGUCAAAUACACCAACGCUCUCGUUGCCGCUGGUAUGGAAUCCUACUUGGGUCUAAUCACCUCGCACACCUACUCAGGCGACGCCAACACCGCUCUCAACACUGAGUUGUCUUCUUGGGUCACCGAAUCUAGCAUCACGACAGUCUUUGACCUGACCUGGUUCAAGAAUAGAGGCGCCACAGAGGGCAUGACCUGGGCCAACAAGAUUGCCGUUGGCAUCAUAAAUGCCAAUCUCUCUGCCUAUCUUGCCUGGGAGGGCUUUGAACUCAAGCAGCUGCAGUACAAUUCCCACCUCGUCGAUACGCAGGAUGGUAAGACCGCGACGCCGUCGGCUAACUUCUGGGCAUUCGCCAUGUGGUCGCGGUACAUCCGACCCGGCGCGCAGAUAUUACAAACGUCGGGCAUGGUGGCAUCCGACGUCUUGACCACAGCAGUCAAAAACAAAGAUGGGUCUAUUGUGAUCAUCUCCACAAACAAUGGCAGCGCUGCUAAGGCUGCCAACGUCUCACUCAAGGGGUUCACUCCCAAGGCUGCAAGCGCAUGGGUCACUGACAACAGCCACAAGCCCGCUUCCACGACGGCCAGCAUCUCGGGCUCAGGGGUAUCCGUCGCUGUUCCUUCUAAGGGCGUCGUCACUGUUAAGUUAACUUGA
This is a messenger RNA of Colletotrichum costaricense, 1233 nucleotides long. Its product is annotated as cellulosome enzyme. Gene Ontology annotation, molecular function: hydrolase activity, hydrolyzing O-glycosyl compounds. NCBI's taxonomy places the organism in Eukaryota, Fungi, Ascomycota, Sordariomycetes, Glomerellales, Glomerellaceae. The transcript has 5 exons. The record is from RefSeq and is a predicted model, not a curated record. The coding region runs from base 1 to 1233 and encodes 410 amino acids.